GCACAAAAAGUUUGGAAAGUCCUGACUCUGUUACAGUGCUGAACGCAGCCGUGUCCUCACCCGUGGAUUAUAGCCUAAAGCCAGCUUUAUUCAAGAAAAACACCGUAUCUGGAAAUCACUGCUGCUCUGCCACCAGACAAGGACAGCCUCCACACAAUUACCCUGACAUCCUCCAGAGACCAAGACUCAGCUUCUACAAACCAACACUUCAAUCUACAACUGAGCAGAUAUGGAGAGCCACAUGACGCGGUUCGCCCUGCUUCUGUGCAUCACUGUUGCAGCCUCUGCCUCAAGUCAGACAUGUGUUCCAACGGAGGUUAAUGACAACCCAUGGGUCUAUGUGAAAGAAAUGCUAAUUGGCUGCUGGACCAACUUCAUCACAGAGGACAAGGCAGAGGUCCACAUCCUUAAUCUGAACUUUGCUUCCAAGGAUAGCAGUAUGUUCCAGUUGGAGAUGGCCAACGCCAAACCAAUGAACCUCAUCCUCACAUCCCUAGACACAGCCUACUGUCUCUACAACAUCAAUGCAGAUGUUAACAUUUAUGUAAACAUAAACUCCACACUGGCCCUUUACAGUAAUCAGAAUCACAACGAAUUCCACAGGGAAGACUUCCCCACACAAAACGAGGAAGCGCUGGUCGCGUGGGCAAAGAAGAGGUUUGGAGGCGUGACAUCAUUCACCACGAUCCAAAAUCUGAAAAACCUCACAGCAACAGCAACAAAAGGAACCAAACCUGACUCACCUGACUGCGUUUUAAAAAAUGAAGAUGCCUCGGAGAAACACUUCUUAAAGAUUAAUGCAGAAUCUUCAGAUUCUUCCUUAAAAUCUUGCUCCCCGCAGCCACAGAGUCCCACUGAGGCGGAGCUACACAUCAUAAACAUACCUGAGGACACCAACAUACGCAGCAAUGUUUCACUUCGCAUUGACGCCAAGAAAACCAAGGUGUUCCUAAGAGGACCUCAGGGUACCACAUGGAUUCUCCUAAACCCACAGCAUGCCCAGUUUGGUUCCAAUAACGAGGUCCUGCUCCCCAACAUCCCACAUACAGUCCGACCUUUAAUCACCCUGAACAGGGAUGGUGCAGAGGAUGUGCAGAGGAAGGCUUUGGAUCACUUUAAAGUUAGCACUUUCACCAGCUACACUGAACUCAGACCAGAGGAUUCUUCAGUUCUACUGGUUCUGGGGAGGAACGACAAUGCACCAGUUACAGAAACAGUACCAACAGUCACUGCCGUCACGACUAAUGCCCCUGCUCAGAUGCCUCUGACGAUGCAGCUUUACACUUCCCCAGACUACCGCUCUCCUCUCGACCCCAACACCAAGGUGCAGAGUGACAGGAGGAUUUAUGCAGAGAUUUCAGGGCACACUUUUGGAGACAUUGUCCUGACCAUCAAGGUAAUCCGCUGCUUUGUGCGCUCCAAAGGCUCGUGUCCUGUAAUAAAGGAACUUCCCUUCAUACCAGAGACCUGCUCCUUAAACUCAUGCCCGACCAGCACCAGACUCAGCUUCUCCUUAGAUCAGCUGCAGGAGCUGGAGUCCACCACGUGGGACCUGGAGUGCUCUGUCAAACUCUGCCACAGCGAGAAAUGUGGAGAUGGAGGAAGAGUGAAGAGGAAUCUGGAGGUGACCCAGCCGUGUUUGCAACCACCGACCCCACCCUGCUUUGAUUUUGGCCUACCUGGUGUCCUGGGCAUUGCAUUUGGAGGCUUCCUGAUUGGCGUUUUACUUAUUGGAGCGCUGUGGUUCAUCAAAAUUAAAACAGGAUACCCAACUGGACUGGACAUUAGCUCAACUGCAGCAAAUCUUCCUGGAUGUCCAUGCUCAGGUGCAAAGCGACAACCCGUCUCCACCAACCCCUCCCCCUCUGAGAACAGCAGCGCCAACGCAAGCAUCGGAAGUACCCAAAGCACACCGACCAGCAGCAUGGCAUGAAGUCAUGAUGAUCUCCACUACCAGCAGGGCCACCAUCUCCCUCCAAAGUCACCUAUAUGGGUUAUGUGCUUUAUUUUUCUAAAAUAAUGCUUAGAAAAGCAUGUCCUCCUUUUCUGCCCCUUACAAAUUCAUAUUACAAAGCACGACCCACGUCUUUGACACACAAAUGGAAUGAUCUGGGGGCAUGUGAUGGUGAAAGGAGGGGGGUGUUGGGUGACGGAUAACAGAAGUCUGAUCAAUGGCUUCUGACGUUCACCUCCGCAGCCUCUCUGUAAAAAUCAAGCUCCUACACAGGAAGUUAAAGAGGGCAAGAGAAAAAAAAAUAAAUUGGCUCCCAAGCAACAGGAAAAACAAACCAUAUCCCCCCAAGAGCUAACAGGAAAUUCACUACAUUCCUUUCAAUGAAUUGUGCUUGUGUGAUGGCAGCACAAUAAUAGUCAGACAGGAGACAAACCAGUCAAAAGACCGCCUGAAAAACAGAUGAAAAGCUGUUUUGAAUUCACAUCCAAGCUACAAAAAUAUGAUGGGCUUUUGGCGAGGUCAGUCUUAAAAGAUAGCAGCCAUGUUUCGAGGACCAAAAGUUCAAACCAGAUGCUCCUAUCAAGGGGUAUUUGUCUUAAUUGGAGUCAAGGUCAACAGUUUAACAGCUACCUCCUGUAUUUAAGAAGUCUGGAGCUGAGCGAGUGGCUAGCCCUAGAUUUUUCUUGUGAAUUUAUAAUUUUUUUCUGCCUUUUUGUCCGUGUCACUUGAGGUGAUUCUUAUAGGUGACUUCUUUUGCUCAUUUGUAGCUCACAAAACAAAGUUAUGGUGCCUUUUUUAUGCUAUGCAAUAGCUGUAUAUGGGCAUUUACUUCAGAGUUAAGCAACACAGAAAUACAGUAUACCUGUUGCCUUAAUAACUCACUAAAACCAACCCUAUCAAUGCCUAAAAGGUAGCAUUAAAUUAUUUUUAAAAAAUGAUCAUGAAUGUGACAUCAGAAAUACACACAAGCAGAUACAUAUCUGUAUUCAGAGCCUGGUUAUGUCCCUAAAAAAGGAGAUAGUAGCACAACACUGAACAUCACUGUUUUAGACCUGGGACUAUUUAUGUCAUCUCAUACAGCUACACCCCAGGGUGGAGUUUCCAUAAAAAGAGUCAUUUUGGAGGUGAAAUUCCAGUACUUUUCCUCUGCAUUAUGUCCACUCUCUCUGGUAACUGCCAUCUCUAUAAUAUGUUGUACCCACAUCCUCAUAAAAAAGACCUUUAUGUUUGGUUUUAAAGUGUUUUAAGGGCAUUUUAAUCACAAUCCUGUAGAUGUACGAGCUGCUGUUAAUGGUGUCAAAACCAUUACUUUGUCUUCAUUUGAAAAUCAAGACUUGACAGGCAUUCACAGCUCCUUAUCCUUGCUCAUACUUGGCAUCUUUUCAUUCUAAAUGUAGCCAGCCGCUCACUGUCUGCCUCAUCUUGUGAUUAGAGAUGAGUGCACCAAAAGGGAAGUAAUUAUCAGAGCUCUAAUUGAUGUUUUGGAUCACCAAAACAUUCCCAGCUUCUGUCACCCUUGGUCCCUUCUGCACCCUGAAGAGUUGCUACCUCUGUGUCACCAAACUCCAAGAAACUUUUUCCUUUGGGGGGGAUUUAAGGUACAAACAAGAGCCUGAAAUAUUCCAUUAUGAAAUUCACAUUUAAUUAGUAGUUCUCGCACAGAAGGAAAUGAAAUCUGCGAGAUUAAAGGCAAAUGUUUGUUUAAAACAAAUGGGCCAGAAAACCCAAUUUUCCAGUUGAAAACUGGCAAACUCGUACCUUUGGACUGUAAAUAGGAAAUUAUGAUAUAUCUAUAUGCCUAACCCCCUUUUGUUUAACUUUUGAACUUAAAACUUUUUAUACAAGUCACCAGCUCAGAACACAACAUGUUUGGAUCCCAUAAGAUAAACAUCAAUUCAGAAUAUUCAUAUGGCAGCCAUUUCCCUCUGAUGUCAUGACAAUUUACUAUAGUUCACAUUAGAUCAGGAGCUGAAAGGACAAUGGAGAGUGAAAAUUGGGAGUGUUAUUGGGCCAUAUUUCAAGAUAAAGCACAUUUUUUAAUAACUCUUGCUACAGUACCUUCAGGUAAAAAAUAAAAACUUAGCAAUUAGCCACUUCCUAGCUUUCAUCACAGUUUAAUGGUAAUACAAAAUUCAAAGUGGAGGAGGGACUUCCUAACUAACAUUAAAGGGUAGCUAAAGGAUCGUUUGUAUUAACUAUUUUUCUUGCCACAAAGCAACUAAACAAGAAACUGUCUAGCUUGCUUUAUAAUUAAAGCCCCAAUAGUUUGCUAAUGCUAAUAUUAGUUGGGUAAGGGGCACAGAUGGCCUAGUAGUUGGGGCUGCACCCUGUGUACGCAGAUGGUCAGGGUUCAAGACCAGCCCAACCAAUGUCCUGUCUCACUAAUAAAGGCAAGAAAGCCAUUAUUGAAAAAAAAAUAUAUAUUUUUAUUAGUUGAGAAAGAAGUCUUUCCUGCUGUGUCAAGAACAUACUGCAUGCAUGGUUGUAGGCUCAAUGAUGUUAUCCUAGAGGGGAGUAUUGAAGCCCAAUGAGGGCAGUUACCAUGUUGAAAAUGCUUUUUCUGUACAACCUUAAUCAACCCAGGCAGCCUGUCUGUCAAAUUAACCAUGCCACUUAUUAGAGUUUAUGCACAAAUUUUUGCCUUAAUCCAAUCAGAACAAAUGAGUAAUGAAAACUAUUCAACCCCCAUGAUGUGCACCAAUUUGACAUGAGUCAUUCAGACCAGAUUUGAUUUCUCAACCAGGCUGUAAACAUGUUUAAAUCAGCUGUCGAAAUAGACAUUUUAACAUGGGUGUAAAUGGGACUCCAGGGUGUUUGACACCAACCUCUUGUGGACAUGUGGGGUACUGCACUUUAUUCUGCACUUCUGCCUUGGCUUACAUUUUAACAUCAGUGUUCGCUGCUUGGUCAAGGAACACUUUCUACCUGUGAUGCUAAGAAGAAAUUAGUUGAACAUCAGCUUACAUAAGGUGUUGUCUAUUGGAGUCUUAGUACUUAUCAAACAUGUAGAGUUAACUGUAAAUAUGGUCUAUGAUCUCUGUUUUUACCAUUCAUUUUCUUUUUGAAUGUUUAUCAGUGUAAAUUCAGCUGAAUCAUAACCAUUUAGUCAUAUUUUUUCUUUUGUAAUGACACGCAAGCCUCAGACAGAGCAGAUUAACAUUAUAACAGUGUUUCCGUGUGUGACAUCAGAGGGAAAUAGCCUCCAUGGAUUUAAUUAAAAUAAAAUGGAAAAAGAAUAAUACCUGUUUGCACCAGUCAGUCACUUGUGCUUUAACUACAUGAAGAGUGCCAGAUGAAAAAUUAACACUAGCUUUAUUCCCAGCUGUCACUUGGCAUGCCUUAUACAGAAACUUUCAUUGAAAAGAGCUUAUUUUCAUGUUUAAAUGUCUAAUUAUACUUAAACCUGAUUUAUACCUCUGCAUUGAGUGUACACUGCAGCAGCCUAUUCCAUCAUUAGCAUUAUAUAUUCCUGGGCUGGUGUGUCUACGUACCGCUGCAAAACUCCACUUAAACACCAAUUAGCUGUGCUCCUGUACUAGUUAUGUUGCCACCUACAUUUCUGCUACAUGGCUGUUUGUGAACAGGACACCUUGGUGACUGAAAUCAAGCUUAUUAUGCUGGAGUUGGAGCUGAUUAAUAUCAAGCAGCAGCCGAUUUAGUGUAAAGAAGCAAAGAAAGGAGACAUUAAAAGAGAUGCAACGCAUGGCUGCUGAAUCAGUUCAAGCGCAGACUGGGAAAAAUUUUCACCAGCGAUACUGGAAUAAUGAUGCUACCUGGUAGAGCAAUCAAGGCCCAGCAGCAUUGCAUCAUUGCAACACACAGUUAAAUUUUGUGGUGCAUUUUAGGCUAAGCAUGUAUGCUUCAGCGUAGAUGCUAAAAUCUGCCACUGCAGAUCCAAUGCAGAAGUAUGAAUCAGGCUUAACACAACCUGCAUAAAUGGGAAACCAGGAUCUUCAUGAGGGAAGCAACUGCAGAGUGACGGUUGAUCUGUGUGCAAAUGUACAUGCAUUUUAUAUAUCUAUAUAUUUUUUCUAGUCUCUUGCAUCUUGGAAAAACAGGCAUCAGGUCUUGUGUAAGAAAGCAUUUUGUAUCCAUACUGUAGCUCUGACACAGGCAACCAAAUUGUGAUGAUUCCUUAUGCAUACUCAAAUAUGCUGUUUAUAAUCACUGUCUCAAUAGUUACUCACCUACUGAUUUAGAUUGUGAAUAUAAUUUAUUCACCUUCAGUCUUAAUCUUUGAAUUAAUUUCUCUGCCAAAGAAACUUGUAAAAAUCUCUAAGAAAUACACGUUGCCACUUGAGUAUUUGUGCAAUAUGAUGACUUGUAUUUAAUGUCCAUAUAGUUUUUUUUACCUGUUUUUGUAAGUGAUGUAUGAUAUUCUUGCUUUUUCUUCAACCUGCUUUGUUCUUUUAUGUAUUUGGAGAACUGGGACAAUUCUUAUAAUGGCACUUAUAUAAAUACAUAAGGUUGUUAUGUACAGGAAUGUUUGUUUUUUAUUGUGGUUUAAAGAUUCAGGCCUGUGUUGCAUUGUGGUCUCAGUCAGUGCGUGACACAUCACAUGUCAAACACAGCACCAAGGUUUGUUGGUUUUUUCCUUGUUUGACAUUUGCCGUGCGAUUCCCCGCUGUCCAAAAAACACAUCGUAUCUCUGCUGAUACUGACAUCCUGACAUUGUAUUGUCUGAAUGUCUCACUGCGGUGAAGCCUCCCAGCCAGAUAUUCAACACUCACGAACCUGAUGUUCUCAGGGAACAUUCAGAUUUAAAAAUGUGGCCAUUAGUGAGAACUUUUUUCCCCAUUUAAAUUUAGGAAUUGGCUGCAAUGUUUGACUUUUUCUGCUUUUCACAUGUCGGCUGUUCUGUUACCUGUGUUAAAGCCGCCCUGGUGAGUGCCUGUUUCUGUCUGAGCACUGACAGUAUAAUCAGACAGGCUGUCAGUUAAUUCACUUGUUAACCCUGUAGAUCCUUUCGUUACCUCCGGCAGCCAUUUCCUCAUUUCAGACACAUUUAAUGAAAUAUCUGUGUGCGUGUGUGCGCGUAUACAUGUGUGUUUUUGUGUGCCCUUAUGUGGCUGUGUAUAAUAGAAGCUCUGCCUACAGUUCUGUGAAUGCAGCCAUUCUCUGGCCUUUUAACAAUGUCCAAUUCUGAAUUCUUACCCAACGUCUGUAACCUUGACAACGUGUCAAAAUGUCGGCUUUGAUUUUAUCGCGUAUAAAAUGGAAUUCACCAGAUUCACACAGCAGCAUUUUUACCAUUGACAUCACACUCACAGGGUGAGAAGCUCACAGGCUUUUAUAAGGCUCUACUUUUGUUCAGAUUUCAAACUUUAGAUAAAAGGACAAACUCUCAUCAUUUUAUUACAACUUAGAGGUCCACAAAUAGUGAAAAUCUGGACUUAAUCUAGUUUAAUACAACUUACAGCGUAUAUUAAAACUACCCUUAAACGAUAUUUAACUGACUAACUUGGGGUCACGAGUAGGGAUGACCAGAAUUUGCCAACUAAAUGACUCUAAAUGUUAACUAAACAGAAAUUGAUACUAAAAAUUUCUCAAGACAGACUGGCUGCAGACCAUUUCCCCCCUUGGGGACCACCACAAUGAGACACCAACACUGUCAGGACAUAAAUGCACACUAAACUUUCAAAAUAAAAUCAGAUUAUAAAACAUUUAAUAUAGCAAAGUAAACAGCCUGCUUACAGAAAAAAGGUAACAGUGAAAACACUCUAGCACGGUUAAUGUAGCUAAAACUAACAAAGCUAGCUUAGGCUACCUCUACUAAAGCAAAAUAUAGCUAAGUUAGCUCUGCUUGAGCUACAUUAGCUUUACACUAUGUUUGCCAAAGGUCAUGUUGCUACAACAAACAUAGCUACGUUAGCUUACUUAGCAAUGAUAGAAAUGCAGGUAGCUCAGGGCACUUUUGAAUUCAUUGAAAAACAUAGCUUGGCAGCUAUCUUAGCUUUGGCUAAAGCUAACCACUGUUCACAGAACUACUUCUAAAACAGGGAAUAUAUUGUACCAGCAAAAUGCGUCACUUCCAUCUGAACGGGGGUGUUUUCUCACUGCAAGAGGAGUUUUCUGAUAGCUGAGGUCUGCAGCCACACCUAACUUAAGUCUCUAGCUGUGUAAAGUAGGUAUCAAUGCCGGUCAAAUGUCAUAUUUAAGCUGAAACACAGACACCUGCCACUACCUGGGGCUGUAGCUCCACUAAGUGGCUAACGCCAUAAUGCAGUACUACCUGGAUGUAAACCAGCACAGUGAGAAGGUUGCUUCUUGCUUUUUUAAUUCUAGAAAAUGAAGAUAAAGUUGUGUGGAAUUCGUUUAAAUAAAACUGGAAUAUCAAUCCGAGCAAUACCUAACCACUUCCAGUGUAGGGAAGUUGACAUUAACCUCCAAGUAAGACCAAAGUCUGGGAGUGCUAGCGCUGCUGAUGUUAGCAGCAUUCUGCAGACCAGUUUGAUGUUUUUAAUUCACAGAUAUUGGUUAGUUGCAGGGGAUAUUUACUAGAUAUGAUAGGACUGAUGUAGCUAUCAUUUAUGCACGCUAGGAGCUGGUAUAAUACUAGCACCAACUGUUGUAACUAUGUAGCCAAAUAUGUUGUUUUACCUCAAAUAUCAGCAGUUCUAGGCUAAAAUUGUUGCUAAUAUUUAUGUUGGCUUGCUAACAACACCACUGGCUAGGAAAUUAUGCCCCUACUGUUCUAUAAAACUAUCAAUGAAUAACUUAAUGAUUGGAUGAUGUUUGGUUAGCAUAGCUGAUGGGAUAGAAAACUGAUCAUUUUUAAAUUAACUUCAAAUGAAUUGGUUACAAGACACUGUUAGACCAGUGAAGCUUAUGGCAGCGACGCUAGGAAUUGUUUGAAUGCUAACAUAAGCUGGUGUGACUUAGCAGUAUAGCUGGCAUCUUGUUUACCUUGGAAUAUUACCAGUUUUUAAGCUAAAUAAAAAAAAGUAGACAGUUACUAUAGGCUGCUAAGGAAAAUCAGCAACUCUUCCUAACGUUACCAGUAGGAAUUUCAACCCCUUAGAUUUAUUAACUAGCAAACAUUAGCUAACAGUACAUCCAAUGUCUUUUGAUUUCCAUUUUGAAACAUUGCCCCUUUUCACAUUGUUCUUGUGGCUUAUCUUGCAAUCCUGAACACAGCAGUUUAACAUUGUAAGUGUAUUUGAGCUUCCAACCCUGUGCAGUGAAGAAUGUCUGCCACAUAAAUGUGAUGAAAGUUAUUUUUGGGUGUUUAUAGAGUAUGCAACCUUUUCCCAUUUAAAAUGGGUCCAUAUGUUAGGACAGUUUUCAACUGUUUUCAUGUUAUUCUAUGAUGUCUCGGAAGAAAUAUAUGUUUAGUUCGAAAUUAUCUUAAUAAAGUCAAUACGACAAA
This is a messenger RNA of Cheilinus undulatus (humphead wrasse), 9323 nucleotides long. It is a transcript of the gene eng, whose product is annotated as endoglin. NCBI's taxonomy places the organism in Eukaryota, Metazoa, Chordata, Actinopteri, Labriformes, Labridae. Bases 230 to 1933 code for a protein of 567 amino acids. The record is from RefSeq and is a predicted model, not a curated record. The transcript has 14 exons.